CACGACCCUCGUUACAUGCCGAAAAGAAUGGAUCUCUCAGCGCCGGCAAGGUUACAGUGCCACUUGGGUCAGACGGUCACCCGCUGCCAAUUUGCGUGACAUGUUCCAAUAUCUUGCCUGUGAUUUCCUGUCAACAACAAAGUGGUUUGGGGCCUCAGUGUUGAUACAUCGCCACGCAGAGGCAGGAAGCGCAAGGAGCCGCAAGAGUGCCCCCGAUGUAUGCGUCAUUUUGCCAUCUAUGACCAAGCAUGGCCUGCUCGCUUGCCUAACCAAGUUGUCGGCCAUCCCGGACGUGAUGAUACGGAAACAUUUAAGCGGUCAGGACAGAAGGCCUCGUCCGUUACCGAACGGAAACGACCUGCAGGAGAAGAACGGCCGCAGAAGAAAAGCAAAGUCGACCAAACAGCUAUAGUGGAAAUGUCCUCGAAAGCGAAGGAGAUGCUGAUGCCCCAAAAGAGAAAAAGGGGCAGGCCUCGCAAGCACCCGCCACCUGAAGAGGAACCUCCGAAACGCAAACGAGGCAGACCUCGCAUUUAUUCACCACGUCGAUCACGCUCCACAGCUCCUGCGAAAUCCGCAGCUCUAGGAUCUCGCCCCUCUUCUCCGACAAGCGUACGUUCGAAGAGUGAUCGCUCGAGCUCGUCCGGAUCCAGUCAUCAUGGUCUGAUGUCCUCGGCGCUGAAACAACCACGAGAUUUUAACGGUCGUUUUGGCAAGAAAGCCGCGACGAACAGUCGGUUCAUGCGAAAACCAACUUCUCCGUUACCGAGCAACUUGGCCAGAGCCCAGAGGAUGCUGGAGAGGAGUAAGGUCAAACAGUGGCUAGAAGAUAAUCGUGACCAUGACGUCGAAACGGCGGUCCAGACGAAUGGCAAGCGAGGCAUACCUGCUGAAGUUGAUACUUCACCUCGUCCGACCAAACGGUUGCGAAGCGCCCGCGCACGCACAGUGGACGGCGCCGAUGAUCCUAUCCCAGUCGGUGUUUCGGGUUCCAUGUCCUUUCGUUUUAGUGGAGUAAAUGGGAGCUUGCUUCGUCGUCCCAAUCCAACCAACUUUGCUCGGAGGAAGUGGGUACCAGAUCUUUCUGGUGAAGGCUCGGUCCAUGAAGAUGACGAUGUAAAGAGCUCUCUGCGCACUUCAGAAAGCGAUAGUAACGGCCCUGUCACUCCCGAGGACCGUACCCCACUGCCCAUUCUUGGUCCAAUACCCUGCGCAGAAACCCAUCUAAUUGAGCCACCGAAUGCCUCCCCGCGUCGUUCCACCCGAGGUGCCCAUGCAGAAAGCAUUACUAGCGUAUUGAUUUACAAACCGUCUCCGGUUAAUUUUGCGAGGCGUCGAUGGCACUCGGCUGCUAAGUCGCCACUAGAAGCGGGGUCUGGGACGCGCCGCAGCCAGAGGCUGAGGCCAAGAACAUCUUGUGCGGAAGACGACGUACAAUCACAACCAAUGGGCUUGUCGAGCACACGGACAACACUUGCUUCCCGAUCGGUCUCUCCGGGAAAAAACCCGAAAUCUGGCGGUGAGCCUCCCGCAGCCCCAGAAGCAGACCCAGGUGACUUCUCGAUCUCUGCCGCGAGGCAUGGUACAGGGUUGAAUGGCGACAAAUCAUUACUGCCAACAAGUUCCGAAGGUAACCCUGCUGUUGGUGGGCUUCUCCCAGAAGCCUCAGCAACCCAUACACCGCCUGAAAGUGAGGACGUCUUGUCUCAUCUUCGUGUCACGUACACGACGGAACUCCCAGCUGUCGUGCCAUGGAAAAAUGUUCAGGCGACGCCUAUGUCCCAUUACCUUAAGAAAUCUGCAUCUUUUCUUGGCGACGAUUGCUCAUCGCCGACGCAUCUUGUCCAUGCAGGAUGGGAUGAUUCUGUAUCGGACGUCCUUUCCGACUAACAAUCCCGCUUUUCGAGUACCCUUGUAGGCUAAUUUAUUCCAGGUUGCUAAUGGCCUUCGGUAGCCAACGUGCAUCUCUCAUAU
Pisolithus orientalis is the source of this 1974-nucleotide messenger RNA. RefSeq lists its product as uncharacterized. The transcript is spliced from 3 exons. The record is from RefSeq and is a predicted model, not a curated record. NCBI's taxonomy places the organism in Eukaryota, Fungi, Basidiomycota, Agaricomycetes, Boletales, Pisolithaceae. The coding region runs from base 220 to 1890 and encodes 556 amino acids.